CCCAACAGAAGCUCGGACAGGCAACGAUGGGUUCCGAGGCGAGUCAGUCGGAGAAUGCAACGCUUAGUUCGCGUGUUGUAGCGACAUGGCUGAUCGGAGGGGUAGCUUUAGGGUUAUCGUUGCUCGGGUUCCGGCUGGCUUGCCCGGAGGGCGCAUGGAGCAAGAAGAAGAAGAGGCCGAUUAGGGUGUACAUGGAUGGCUGCUUCGACAUGAUGCAUUACGGCCACUGUAAUGCCCUUCGCCAAGCUCGGGCCCUCGGCGACCAAUUGGUUGUUGGCGUAGUUAGCGAUGAGGAAAUCACCGUCAAUAAAGGUCCUCCCGUCACUCCUCUUAGCGAGAGGAUGAUUAUGGUUAGUGCUGUAAAGUGGGUGGAUGAAGUUAUCCCUGAUGCUCCAUAUGCUAUCACUGAAGAUUUUAUGAAAAAACUUUUUGAUGAAUACAAUAUAGACUAUAUUAUUCAUGGGGACGAUCCCUGUGUUCUUCCUGAUGGAACUGAUGCUUAUGCCCUUGCUAAGAAGGCCGGCCGCUACAAACAGAUCAAGCGCACUGAAGGAGUCUCGAGCACUGAUAUCGUCGGUCGAAUGCUUCUGUGUGUGAGAGAGAGGUCCACUGGAGACACUCAUAGUCAUGCAUCCUUGCAACGACAAUUUAGCCAUGGUCACAGCCAAAAAUCUGAAGAUGGCACUGCUUGGAGUGGAACUCGUGUUUCUCAUUUUCUUCCUACUUCUCGUAGAAUUGUGCAAUUUUCAAAUGGGAAGGGACCUGGACCUGAUGCUCGCAUAGUUUAUAUUGAUGGUGCAUUUGAUCUUUUUCAUGCUGGACAUGUGGAGAUACUGAGGCUUGCCCGGAGCCUCGGAGAUUUUCUACUUGUGGGAAUUCAUACAGAUCAAACUGUCAGUGCCACUAGAGGUGCACACCGUCCAAUUAUGAAUCUUCAUGAGAGGAGCUUAAGUGUUUUGGCUUGUCGUUAUGUUGAUGAAGUGAUAAUAGGUGCUCCAUGGGAGGUUACAAAAGAUAUGAUAACAACUUUUGAUAUCUCUCUAGUCGUCCAUGGGACUGUAGCUGAGUAUAGUGAUUAUCAGAAGGAAGCGGAAAACCCCUAUGCUGUUCCAAUAAGCAUGGGCAUUUUAAAAGUAUUGGAGAGUCCUUUAGACAUAACAACUAGCACAAUAAUACGGAGGAUAGUAUCAAACCAUGAUGCUUACCUGAAACGAAACGAGAAGAAGGUAGAGAGUGAGAAGCGGUACUAUGAGGGAAAGUCAUACAUCUCUGGCGAUUAGAUUAUUGAGUGUAAGAUGCUAAAUAGGAGGGAUUAUCAGAAUUGGCUAGAAAUUUAGACAGAAGACCUGUAGUUUCAGAUCAGAGCCGUUGAUGCUAUUGAAGCAUUUACCUUUUGUAUUUUAUAGGCUGUUUCUUGAAAUUUACCUCCUUAACCACCCCUUGUUUACUAAAAACUCUCAUUAACAUAGCUCUUCUUGCUAAUACCCUAAUUUAAUAUGAAGCUACUUUUUUUUUUU
Molecule: messenger RNA, 1517 nt
Organism: Ipomoea triloba (trilobed morning glory)
Lineage: Eukaryota; Viridiplantae; Streptophyta; Magnoliopsida; Solanales; Convolvulaceae
Product: ethanolamine-phosphate cytidylyltransferase
Exons: 10
Coding region: 27-1280 (417 amino acids)
Biological process (GO): phosphatidylethanolamine biosynthetic process
Cellular component (GO): cytoplasm
Molecular function (GO): ethanolamine-phosphate cytidylyltransferase activity
Source: RefSeq, a predicted model, not a curated record